AUGGCCGCUGAAACUUACGGACAUCGCUUCUAUACUGAAAAAGAUAUGUUUCCAACUGAUGUGAUGAUUGAUUACAAUACUGAGGAGUGUUAUCUGUCUUGGCCGAGGUCUCCUGAUUCAGGAAGGUCCAGUUUGGAACCUACGCCUUCUAUGGAUGGAAGUUUGACUCAAGACAAUUCGAAUCAUAUCGCUUAUAGAGGAUUAUCACGUGACAUUUUAGAGGAUAGCGCUGAAGAUAAUGAACUAUUGGAUGGAUCAGCUAAAAGGCGUGGUAGGGCCACCAGUGCGGCUGUGUUGAGAAGGCGACGGUUAGCAGCGAAUGCUCGUGAACGAAGAAGGAUGCAGAACCUCAAUAAAGCUUUUGAUAGACUCCGUGGACAUCUACCCUCGCUGGGAGCUGAUAGGCAACUCUCCAAAUACGAAACAUUGCAAAUGGCCCAAACUUAUAUAGCAGCUUUGUACGAGUUAUUGCAGUAA
This is a messenger RNA of Diatraea saccharalis (sugarcane borer), 477 nucleotides long. The record is from the annotation of a GenBank genome assembly. Lineage: Eukaryota; Metazoa; Arthropoda; Insecta; Lepidoptera; Crambidae.